Anopheles moucheti is the source of this 1738-nucleotide messenger RNA. RefSeq names its product proton-coupled amino acid transporter-like protein CG1139. The record is from RefSeq and is a predicted model, not a curated record. Gene Ontology annotation, molecular function: amino acid transmembrane transporter activity. The coding region runs from base 1 to 1308 and encodes 435 amino acids. Gene Ontology annotation, biological process: amino acid transmembrane transport. NCBI's taxonomy places the organism in Eukaryota, Metazoa, Arthropoda, Insecta, Diptera, Culicidae. The transcript is spliced from 7 exons. Gene Ontology annotation, cellular component: vacuolar membrane.
AUGUACAAGAAACACUAUUUGGUACAUGAUAUGAACGAUGAAACGUGCAAUGAACAAACAUCAGACGAAAUAGUGGAACAUAGUUCAGAGACUGAAAUGAACAACGAAAAAUCUUCGGAAAGCAGUUCAUCACAUGAGAUGGACGAUGAAUCAGAAUUAGAAGAUGAACCCCAAGAAACUACUCCAACUACUCCAGAAACUAGUGCCAGACCGGAUAUUAAAGCAGAGCACGAGCUGUGCAAGCGGAAACGAGUGCCGAGCCUGAACUAUCCGGCCGUUACGCAGACUGCACUGCUGGAAGGACCGGAAGCGCUUAAACCUUUAUGUUGCAACGCAACUCAUAGAGUAAACGUGUUUCUGCUCAUCUACCAGCUCGGUACUUGCUGCGUGUACGUUGUGUUUGUGUCGUCUAACAUUAAGGCCAUUGCUGACUACUACACCGAUACCGAUGUGCGGCUAUACAUGCUGAUCAUUCUUCUGCCACUCAUCCUGAUCAACUGGGUUAGGAAUCUGAAAUCAUUGGCACCAUUCUCGACGGUAGCUAAUUUUGUCACGCUCGUCUCGUUCGGCAUCAUCUUGUACUACAUCUUCCGCGAGCCCAUCUCGUUCGAGAAUCGCGACAAAGUCGGCACAAUGAGCGGUUUCGCGCUCUUCUUCGGCACAGUGCUAUUCGCUUUGGAAGCAAUCGGUGUGAUCCUGCCAUUGGAGAAUGAGAUGAAAACUCCGAAUAAGUUCGGUGGUAGUUUUGGUGUGCUGAACAAGGCAAUGAUCCUGAUCGUCACACUGUACAUUGGUAUGGGCUUUUUCGGAUAUCUGAACUACGGUUCAGCUAUAAAGGGAUCGAUAACGUUGAAUCUGCCUGAGGAAAAAUGUAAGCACUUGGCCCAGUGCGUUAAGGGAAUGUUAGCCUUUGCCAUCUACAUCACCCACGGGCUGGCGUGUUACGUAGCGAUAGAUAUCACCUGGAACGACUACUUGAAGAAGAAUUUGGGUGAUUCUCCACGAAGCACCUUUUAUGAGUACAUCGCACGAACGGUGCUAGUGUUAAUCACAUUCUUGCUGGCAGUGGCCAUUCCCAAUCUGGAACUCUUCAUUUCGCUGUUCGGAGCACUGUGCCUUUCUGCCCUGGGCAUUGCAUUCCCUGCAUUGAUACAAACCUGCACGUACGGGCACCAUCGGCAGGGUAUGGCAAAGGUGUGGAUGGUUGCGAAGAACAGCGUUAUUGGCGUGGUAGCCAUGCUAGGGCUGGUGAUCGGUACCUCGACCAGCAUGAUCGAAAUCAUUCACACCCUCGGACAUGACGAUUGAGGAUUGUGCGGCUGUGUGCGCUAGCAAUAAACAAGCAGCGAAAAUCAACAUCCGCAACCAACAUGAAGUAUUGAUUCGCCAUCUUUUCACUCCAUCAUUACAAAUAAGUAUUACUCGACACGUAAACAGCGCACCUGGCGACAGAGAGAAAGUGCACUUUUGAGGGCAGGACUGUGAGGGGUGUGUUAUGUGAAUGUGUGGGACAGAGAAAGAGACAGGGUGGAACAUUUGGAACAGAAAGAAGAUAAUUGUUAGAGCCAUAACCAUUCCUAUGCUAAAUGCGUCGAGAAGUCAAAGCGUUAGCUGUAGCUGUCGAACUACUACCGAGCUGCUCCUGAUCUCCUGAUCAUGAUGUGACAGGCGAUGGUUUACCGGUCUGCCGGUCCAUUUGCCGUCAGCUGUUCAAUCAUUUCUAUCAUAUGUGCUUUUA